UUGAAUGUGGAAAAUGUUGACGUCCAGUCAAAUUCAAAGUGCAGUGUUCAAGUGUUGAGAAUUGUUGUUGUUAGUUGAACAAGAAUAAUAACAACAACAAUAAUAACUGGAGUAGGAUUGAGUUGAAUUCUUUCCGCUCUUCGCUCCGCUCUGUCUCCUCUCUUCUAUUUCAUCUGUCUGUCUGUCUGGAGUGUCGGCUUCUAGGCCCGCAAAAGCCGCCAAAAUUAAGUUCUCAAAGCAGAAUCAACACCACGCAUACCGUCACACGGACAGUCUCUACGACGGUGGCACCGACACCGACGACGACGAAUGUCCAUUGGAGUCGACCACUAUGAAUCCCUACGAGUAUGAGUCCACGCUCGACUGUCGCGACGCGGGCGGCGGCCCCUCCCACCCCCACGCCCACUCCCACUCCCCCUUGCCCUGCCCUGGCACCCUGCCCAUGACAGGACGCCACAUGGCCGGCGCAGGACCAGGAGCAGGACUAGGACCGGCAGCAGGAGCGGGAGCCGCAACAGGAGCAGGUGCAGGUGUCCACAGCCAAACGCUCCAGCAUCAAAACCAACAGAAUUUACAGGCCGCCGCUGCCGCAGCUGCCGCCCAACAGUCGUCACACUACGACUACGAGUAUCAACACUUGCCCCAUCGUCCACCGGAUACCACAGUGAACUCCACGGCGCAACGCACACAUGGCAGACAAGGCUUUCUCUUGGAGGGAGUCACGCCAACGGCACCACCGGAUGUUCCGCCACGUAAUCCGACAAUGAGUCGCAUGAAUAAUGCCCGUUUAAUUGCCGGCGCUGUUGCUAACAAUCCCAAUGAUCUGGGCGUUGACUUUGAGCCAUCGUGUUUGGUGCGGACGCCAUCGGGCAACGUUUACAUUCCUAGUGGAAAUAUAAAUAUCAACAAGGGAUCACCCAUUGAUUACAAGAGCGCAUCGGCCUGUUCCACACCCACAAAAGACACACUGAAAGGGGGCUACGAGCGUAGCACGCAAGGCUGCCCGGUGCUGCCGCCAAGGAGCAUGAACGGAAUGUCCACACAUCAUUACUCGGCGCCGAUGAACUUUCGCAAGGAUCUGCCCGCGUGGUGCUCAGCCCACUGGUUGAGCAUUACCGCGUUCUCAGCCUUUGCGGGAUUGGUUAUUCUGCUGACGCUGCUGACCAGCAUGGGCGUCGUGCAGUGGUCACCGUCGCCGCCCUGCACUGUUUUAGUCGGCAACGAGGCCGCCGAGGUCACGGCGGCCAAGAGCACCAACACGGAUCUAUCCAAGCUGCAUAAUGCAUCGGUACGCGCGAAAAAUGGACAAGGCAUUGGAAUAAUACAAGGACAAGCCGGCGGUGGCAUCUCGACGGCGACUGUCACGACGGCCACUUCGAACAGCGGGACGGCCCAAGGAUUACAGUCGACAUCCGCCUCGGCGGAGGCCACCUCAUCUGCAGCGGCUGCCACUGCAACAUCCUCCUCGCAAUCGUCCCUUGCGCCCUCGACGUCUCUGUCCUCAUCCUUGGCGAAUGCCAAUAAUGGAGGUGCCCGUACUUUUCCAGCAAGGAGUUUCCCACCGGAUGGCACCACGUUUGGUCAGAUAACGUUGGGUCAGAAACUGACAAAGGAAAUUCAACCGUACAGCUAUUGGAAUAUGCAAUUCUAUCAAUCGGAACCGGCCUAUGUGAAGUUCGACUAUACCAUUCCGAGAGGUGCAUCCAUCGGAGUCUAUGGGCGUCGUAAUGCACUGCCGACCCACACUCAGUACCACUUUAAGGAGGUGCUGAGUGGUUUCAGUGUGAGCACACGCACCGCUAGAGCUGCACACCUUUCGAUAACCCGCGAGGUGACUCGGUAUAUGGAGCCGGGACAUUGGUUCGUUUCACUCUACAACGACGACGGGGAUGUGCAGGAGUUGACCUUCUAUGCGGCCAUAGCUGAGGACAUGACACAGAACUGUCCAAACGGAUGCUCCGGCAAUGGACAGUGCUUGCUGGGCCAUUGCCAGUGCAAUCCCGGAUUCGGAGGCGACGAUUGCAGUGAAAGUGUGUGUCCAGUGCUCUGCUCUCAGCAUGGAGAGUAUAUUAAUGGCGAGUGCAUUUGCAAUCCGGGCUGGAAGGGCAAGGAGUGCUCCCUUCGUCACGAUGAGUGCGAGGUGGCCGACUGUAAUGGCCAUGGCCAUUGCGUCAGUGGCAAGUGCCAAUGUAUGCGAGGCUACAAGGGGAAAUUCUGCGAAGAAGUGGACUGCCCACAUCCAAAUUGUUCGGGACACGGCUUUUGCGCCGACGGCACUUGCAUCUGUAAGAAGGGCUGGAAGGGAACUGACUGCGCCACCAUGGAUCAGGAUGCCCUGCAAUGCCUCCCCGAUUGCUCGGGACAUGGUAACUUCGACCUAGAGACCCAAACCUGCACCUGCGAGGCUAAGUGGAGCGGUGACGACUGUUCCAAGGAGCUCUGUGAUCUCGACUGCGGCCAGCACGGUCGUUGCGAGGGCGACGCCUGCGCCUGUGAUCCGGAAUGGGGUGGAGAUUACUGCAACACAAAGCUCUGCGACAGUCGCUGCAACGAGCAUGGUCAGUGCAAGAAUGGAACCUGUCUGUGUGUGACUGGCUGGAAUGGCAAGCACUGCACCAUCGAGGGAUGUCCCAACAGCUGUGCGGGUCACGGACAAUGCCGGGUGAGCGGAGAGGGGCAAUGGGAAUGCCGUUGCUACGAGGGUUGGGACGGACCGGAUUGUGGCAUUGCCUUGGAGCUGAACUGUGGUGAUAGCAAGGAUAACGACAAGGAUGGCCUUGUUGACUGUGAGGAUCCCGAGUGCUGUGCCAGUCACGUGUGUAAGACAUCCCAACUGUGUGUAUCCGCCCCCAAGCCAAUCGAUGUGCUCCUAAGGAAGCAGCCCCCGGCAAUUACCGCCUCCUUCUUUGAGCGCAUGAAGUUCCUGAUUGACGAGAGCAGUCUGCAGAAUUACGCGAAGCUGGAAACCUUUAACGAGAGUCGAUCGGCAGUUAUCCGUGGACGUGUUGUCACCUCCCUUGGCAUGGGAUUGGUGGGCGUUAGAGUAUCGACGACGACUCUUUUAGAAGGCUUCACGCUGACCCGAGACGACGGUUGGUUCGAUCUGAUGGUGAAUGGCGGAGGAGCUGUGACUUUGCAGUUUGGACGGGCUCCCUUCCGACCACAGUCUCGCAUUGUGCAGGUGCCAUGGAACGAGGUCGUCAUCAUUGAUGUCAUGGUCAUGAGUAUGUCAGAGGAAAAGGGUAUGGCCACGACGACAACGCACACUUGCUUCUCCCACGACUACGAUCAAAUGAAGCCUGUGGUCCUCGCCUCCUGGAAACAUGGCUUCCAGGGCGCCUGUCCCGAUCGCAGCGCCAUUCUCGCCGAGUCGCAGGUUAUUCAGGAAUCUCUACAAAUACCCGGAACGGGUCUGAAUCUCGUCUAUCAUUCAUCGCGUGCUGCUGGCUACUUGUCCACAAUCAAACUGCAACUGACUCCGGAUACGAUACCCGCAUCGCUGCAUCUUAUCCAUCUGCGCAUCACCAUUGAGGGCAUUCUGUUUGAGCGCGUCUUCGAGGCCGAUCCGGGCAUCAAGUUCACGUAUGCUUGGAACCGCUUAAAUAUCUAUAGACAGCGUGUCUAUGGCGUCACUACGGCUGUGGUCAAGGUGGGAUAUCAGUAUACGGACUGCAAGGACAUUGUUUGGGACAUACAGACGACUAAGCUGAGCGGACACGACAUGUCCAUUUCGGAGGUUGGCGGCUGGAACUUGGAUAUCCAUCAUCGCUAUAACUUCCAUGAAGGAAUCCUUCAGAAGGGUGACGGCUCCAACAUCUACCUGCGCAACAAGCCCCGCAUCAUACUCACCACAAUGGGAGAUGGUCACCAGCGUCCUCUCGAGUGCCAGGACUGCGAUGGUCUCGCCAUGAAACAGCGUCUCCUUGCUCCCGUUGCCCUGGCAGCUGCUCCCGAUGGCAGUCUCUUCGUGGGUGACUUCAACUACAUUCGUCGUAUUAUGACGGACGGAAGUAUUCGCACCGUAGUCAAGCUGAAUGCAACCCGAGUCUCCUAUCGCUACCACAUGGCUCUGAGCCCGCUAGACGGUACUCUUUAUGUCUCCGAUCCAGAAUCCCAUCAGAUCAUUCGUGUGCGCGACAUCAGUGACUACUCACAGCCGGAACAGAACUGGGAGGCAGUUGUGGGCUCUGGAGAACGUUGUCUGCCCGGCGACGAGGCUCAUUGUGGUGAUGGGGCCCUGGCCAAGGAUGCCAAGCUGGCCUAUCCCAAGGGCAUUGCCAUCUCCAGCGACAAUAUACUCUACUUUGCUGACGGCACCAACAUUCGCAUGGUGGAUCGUGAUGGCAUCGUGAGCACUCUCAUCGGCAACCACAUGCACAAGUCACACUGGAAGCCCAUCCCCUGUGAGGGCACACUCAAGCUGGAGGAAAUGCAUCUUCGCUGGCCCACUGAGUUGGCCGUCUCGCCAAUGGACAACACGCUUCACAUCAUUGACGAUCACAUGAUCCUCCGCAUGACUCCCGACGGACGAGUGCGCGUCAUUUCCGGGCGUCCGCUGCACUGUGCAACCGCUUCCACUGUCUACGAUACCGACCUGGCCACACACGCCACUCUUGUCAUGCCGCAGUCGAUUGCUUUUGGUCCACUUGGCGAACUGUACGUGGCAGAAAGCGACUCUCAGCGGAUCAAUCGUGUGAGAGUUAUUGGCACAGAUGGACGCAUUGCAUCAUUUGCCGGUGCCGAGUCCAAGUGCAAUUGUCUGGAGCGAGGCUGUGACUGCUUUGAGGCGGACCAUUACCUAGCCACCAGUGCGAAGUUCAAUACCAUUGCCGCCUUAUCCGUUACGCCCGACGGACACGUGCACAUUGCUGAUCAAGCCAACUAUCGCAUACGCUCCGUUAUGUCUAGCAUCCCUGAGGCGAGUCCUUCGCGCGAGUAUGAGAUCUACGCACCGGACAUGCAGGAGAUCUACAUCUUCAAUAGGUUCGGACAGCACGUAUCGACCCGUAACAUUCUAACCGGAGAAACGACAUACGUCUUCACCUACAACGUAAACACCUCCAACGGCAAGUUGAGCACGGUGACGGAUGCAGCGGGCAACAAGGUUUUCCUCUUGCGAGACUACACCUCUCAAGUGAAUUCCAUCGAGAACACCAAGGGCCAGAAGUGUCGCCUGAGAAUGACCCGCAUGAAGAUGCUCCAUGAGCUGAGCACCCCUGACAACUACAACGUCACCUACGAGUACCACGGACCUACCGGAUUACUGAAGACCAAGCUAGACUCGACGGGACGAUCUUAUGUGUACAAUUACGAUGAGUUUGGAAGACUGACCUCAGCGGUCACCCCGACAGGAAGGGUCAUUGAACUCACCUUCGACUUGAGCGUAAAGGGAGCUCAGGUCAAGGUCUCAGAAAAUGCUCAGAAGGAGAUAUCAAUGCUAAUUCAGGGAUCCACAGUUGUCGUGCAAAACGGAGCGGCCGAGUCGCGCACUACAGUUGACAUGGAUGGUUCGACGACGAGCAUUACGCCCUGGGGACACAAUCUGCAAAUGGAAGUUGUUCCCUACACAAUCUUGGCCGAGCAGAGUCCUCUAUUGGGUGAGAGCUAUCCAGUGCCAGCCAAGCAGCGCACGGAGAUUGCCGGAGACUUGGCCAAUAGAUUUGAGUGGCGCUACUUUGUGCGACGUCAACAGCCUCUGCAGCAAGGAAAACAGAACAAGGGAGCUCCGCGUCCGGUUACUGAAGUUGGUCGCAAACUGCGGGUCAAUGGAGACAAUGUUUUGACUCUGGAGUACGAUCGGGAGACCCAAUCGGUUGUUGUGAUGGUCGAUGAUAAACAGGAGCUUCUCAAUGUUACCUACGAUCGCACCUCACGCCCUGUAAGCUUCCGACCGCAAUCGGGUGACUAUGCGGAUGUUGAUCUCGAGUACGAUCGAUUUGGACGGCUGGUCAGCUGGAAAUGGGGUGUUCUGCAGGAAGCCUACACCUUUGAUCGCAAUGGACGUUUGAAUGAGAUCAAGUAUGGUGAUGGUUCCUCGAUGGUCUACACAUUUAAGGACAUGUUUGGCUCCCUGCCUCUCAAAGUAACCACUCCCAGGAGAUCGGACUAUCUGCUGCAAUACGAUGAUGCAGGCGCUUUACAGAGUUUGACAACUCCAAGAGGUCACAUCCAUUCCUUCUCACUGCAAACAUCGCUGGGCUUCUUUAAGUAUCAGUACUACUCUCCCAUCAACCGUCAUCCCUUCGAGAUUCUCUACAACGAUGAGGGACAAAUUCUCGCCAAGAUACAUCCCCAUCAAUCAGGCAAAGUUGCCUUUGUACACGAUGCUGCAGGACGUUUGGAAACCAUAUUGGCAGGACUCUCAAGUACCCACUACACUUAUCAGGAGACAACGAGUCUGGUGAAGUCCGUCGAGGUGCAGGAGCCCGGCUUUGAGCUACGUCGUGAGUUCAAGUAUCAUGCAGGAAUCCUAAAGGAUGAGAAGUUGAGAUUUGGUUCCAAAAAUCCGUUGGCAUCGGCCCACUACAAGUAUGCCUACGAUGGUAAUGCACGUCUGAGCGGAAUUGAGAUGGCCAUUGAUGACAAGGAACUGCCCACCACCCGCUACAAGUACAGCCAGAAUCUGGGUCAGCUGGAAGUUGUUCAGGAUCUAAAGAUCACACGCAACGCCUUCAAUCGUACGGUGAUACAGGACUCGGCGAAACAGUUCUUUACCAUUGUGGACUAUGAUCAACAUGGACGCGUCAAGAGUGUCCUCAUGAACAUCAAGAGCUUCGACGUAUUCCGCUUGGAACUCGACUACGAUCUACGUAAUCGCAUUAAGUCGCAGAAGACAACUUUCGGCCGAUCGACGGCCUUCGACAAGAUCAACUAUAAUGCAGAUGGACAUGUGAUCGAGGUUCUGGGCACCAACAACUGGAAGUAUCUGUACGACGAGAAUGGAAACACUGUGGGCAUUGUCGAUCAGGGUGAGAAGAUCAACCUUGGCUACGAUAUUGGCGACAGGGUCAUCAAAGUGGGCGACAUCGAGUUCAACAACUAUGACGCGCGCGGAUUUGUGGUACGUCGCGGAGAACAGAAGUAUCGGUACAACAAUCGGGGUCAACUGAUCCACGCCUUCGAACGGGAUCGCUUCCAGAGCUGGUACUACUACGAUGACCGCAGCCGCCUCGUUGCGUGGCAUGACAGCAAGGGAAAUGUGACCCAAUACUACUAUGCAAACCCCAAGACGCCGAUGCUGGUAACACACGUGCAUUUCCCAAAGCAGGGUAAGACCAUGAAGUUCUACUACGAUGACAGGGACAUGCUGAUCGCAUUGGAACACGCCGAGCAACGAUAUUAUGUGGCCACGGACCAGAAUGGCUCUCCACUAGCCUUCUUUGACAUGAACGGAGCCAUCGUGAAGGAGGUGAAGCGCACGCCUUUCGGACGCACUAUUAAGGACACCAAGCCAGACUUCUUUGUGCCCAUCGAUUUCCAUGGUGGUCUGAUCGAUCCUCACACCAAGCUGAUCUACACCGAACAGCGUCAAUACGAUCCCACUGUGGGUCAGUGGAUGACACCACUCUGGGAGACUCUGGCCACUGAAAUGUCGAAUCCUACCGACGUAUUCAUCUAUCGCUACCACAACAACGAUCCCAUCAACCGAAACAAGCCACAGAACUACAUGAUCGAUCUGGACGCCUGGUUGCAACUCUUCGGCUACGAGCUCAACAACAUGCAGAGCAACAGGUACACCAAGUUGUCCCAGUACACACCCCAGGCGAGCAUAAAGUCCAACACACUUGCUCCUGAUUUCGGGGUCAUCUCGGGACUGGAGUGCAUCGUCGAAAAGACGAAUGAGAAGUUCAGUGACUUUGACUUUGCUCCCAAACCACUGCUCAAGAUGGAGCCCAAGAUGCGAAACCUCUUGCCACGUGUCAGCUAUCGUCGGGCCGUCUUUGGGGAGGGUGUUCUGCUCUCGAGGAUUGGAGGACGCGCCUUGGUCAGUGUGGUGGAUGGCUCGAAUAGUGUGGUGCAGGACGUGGUUAGCUCAGUGUUUAACAACUCCUACUUCUUGGAUCUGCACUUCAGCAUACAUGAUCAGGACGUAUUCUACUUUGUCAAGGACAACGUCCUAAAGCUUCGCGACGACAACGAGGAGCUGCGUCGUCUGGGCGGCAUGUUCAACAUAUCAACGCACGAGAUCAGCGAUCAUGGUGGCAGCGCAGCGAAGGAGCUUCGUCUCCAUGGUCCCGAGGCAGUAGUGAUCAUCAAGUAUGGCGUGGAUCCCGAGCAGGAGCGACAUCGCAUACUGAAGCAUGCACACAAGCGUGCCGUGGAGCGUGCCUGGGAACUGGAGAAGCAGCUGGUUGCAGCUGGCUUCCAGGGUCGUGGCGACUGGACAGAGGAGGAGAAGGAAGAACUCAUCCAGCACGGCGACGUUGAUGGCUGGAUUGGCAUUGAUAUACACAGCAUACACAAGUAUCCACAACUGGCUGAUGACCCUGGCAACGUGGCCUUCCAACGCGAUGCCAAGCGCAAGCGUCGCAAGUCCGGCAACAGCCACAGGAUGAGCUCCAACAGGAGACAGCAGAAAUAUGGUGAAGCGAGUGCGUGAGUGGAGGAGGAGCUGGAGAGUGAAGCUGGCGACGGAGCAGUCGAGGAGUAUGAGUACGGGCCGGAGGACUACUUGAUAGCAGUGGAAAAGGUUGCAACGAACAAGAAGAGCAGCGAGGCAACCGAGGAGCAGUUUUUGUAAUUACCUAGGUGAAAUACAGCAGCGAUAAGCACAAUAUAA
Molecule: messenger RNA, 8779 nt
Organism: Drosophila innubila
Lineage: Eukaryota; Metazoa; Arthropoda; Insecta; Diptera; Drosophilidae
Gene: Ten-m
Product: teneurin-m
Exons: 8
Coding region: 332-8599 (2755 amino acids)
Biological process (GO): motor neuron axon guidance
Source: RefSeq, a predicted model, not a curated record